Molecule: messenger RNA, 5653 nt
Organism: Dreissena polymorpha
Lineage: Eukaryota; Metazoa; Mollusca; Bivalvia; Myida; Dreissenidae
Product: ATPase ASNA1 homolog
Exons: 8
Coding region: 43-1044 (333 amino acids)
Biological process (GO): post-translational protein targeting to endoplasmic reticulum membrane
Cellular component (GO): GET complex
Molecular function (GO): ATP hydrolysis activity; ATP binding
Source: RefSeq, a predicted model, not a curated record
UUCGACUCACCUAAUCUUGGUGAUUUGUAGCCUUAAACUAAUAUGGCGACUUCCAUUGACACCGUGGAUUUUGAGCCUUCAUUGCAAAAUAUAUUAGAUCAAACUUCCUUAAAAUGGGUGUUUGUGGGUGGAAAGGGAGGUGUUGGAAAAACGACUACCAGCUGCAGCUUGGCUGUCCUAUUGGCGGGAGUGCGAGAGUCUGUGCUUAUCAUUUCCACAGACCCUGCCCACAAUAUUUCAGAUGCAUUCAAUCAAAAGUUCUCGAAGGUCCCAACACCAGUGAAAGGGUUUGAUAACCUUCAUGCCAUGGAGAUCGACCCCAAUCUGGGAAUAUCUGAACUUCCAGAUGAAUAUUUUGAACAAGAUGUGAUGUCCAUGGGAAAGCAAGUUGCACAAGAGCUUCUUGGAGCAUUCCCGGGAAUUGAUGAGGCAAUGAGUUUUGCAGAGGUCAUGAAAUUGGUGAAGACAAUGAACUUCUCUGUGGUCGUGUUUGACACGGCCCCAACCGGUCACACCCUGCGCCUCCUCUCCUUCCCCACAGUCGCAGAGAAGGGGCUGGGAAAACUCCUCAGACUCAAGAACCAAGUUGGACCUUUUAUAUCUCAGAUGGGCAACAUGAUGGGAAUGGCGGACAUGAACGCAGACGACAUGUCAGGCAAGCUAGAUGACAUGAUGGCCACCAUCCGCCAGGUUAACGAGCAGUUCAAAAACCCAGACCAGACCACAUUCGUAUGCGUGUGUAUCGCAGAGUUCUUGUCUCUGUAUGAGACUGAGAGACUUGUUCAGCAGCUCAUGCAGUUCGGUAUCGACACUCACAACGUUGUGGUCAACCAGCUGUUGUAUCUUGCCAAGGGUGAGGAACCCUGCAAAAUGUGCAUAUCUCGCCACAGGAUACAGAAGAAAUAUUUAGAUCAGAUUGCUGACCUGUACGAAGACUUCAAUGUGACCAAGCUGCCUCUGCAAGAAGAUGAAGUGCGGGGAGUUGACAAAAUUAAGGCGUUCUCCAAGUUACUGGUGCAACCAUACAAACCUGAUCAGACGUGACACAAAUGACCCACCAUAGGGACAUUGAUGGGGCAUUGAUGCUAGCAAUAUUAACCCUUUCCCACUCAGAAGCAUAGUGAAAAUUAUAAAUAAGGGCAAACAGAAAAAUCCCAUAACAACCUGCAAGUAAUUGCAGUCUGUUCAGGUUUUAUGCUGUUUGCUGCUCAUCAGUAUCUUAGGGUUGGACAUGAAGCCUUUAAAACUUGAAUCUAGUAAGAAAGGUCUUAAAUUAAAUUUUAACUUUCUUAGGGACUACAAAUGCAUCAUAAUAAGUAUCUAAGUGGUAAAGGGUUAUAUGGGUGUUACUCUGGGAUAAUGUUGCUUAACCCUUUGCAUGCUGGGAUAUUUGUCGUCUUCUAAAAUGUUGUCUGCUGAAUUUCAAAAAUUAGCUUUUUCUUCAUUUUUUUUCAAAGAAUACUAUCAGAAUAGCAAACAGUUUGGAUCCUGAUGAGACGCCACGUUUUGUGGCGUCUCAUCAGGAUCCAAACUGUUUGCAAAGGCCUUCAAAAUUCGGUUCCAGCACUGAAAGGGUUAAAGCAUGGGUACAAAGUCACAGGUUUGCCUGUGCAUACCUUUAAACAAACAAGAGCUGUGAUUGAAUAACAGAAUGCGCUUUUAUGCGGCACAGAAGAAUUUUUUUAGGGAAAUAAAAUGGUCACAGUGACCUUGACCUUUGACCUAGAGACCUCAAACCAUGUUCGAUUGUAGAUCUCAAUGAGAUGCUUGCACAUGUGAAGUUUAAAGAACAUAAACCCAAGAGUUUUCAUUUUAUGAGCAAGGUUAAAGUUUUGGGAAAUACACACACAUACAAUGACAGACAGUCAGACAGACACGCCAAAAACAAUAUACCCCCUGAUAAUUCGAUCUGGGGCAUAACAAUAUUAUUAUACCCCCACAAACGAAGUUUAGGGGGUAUAUAGGAGUGAGCUUGUCGGUCGGUCGGUAUUUAGUGUCCGCUCUCUAUUUCAAGUUGUUUUCAUCAGAUCUUCACCAAACUUGGUCAGAUGUUGUAUCUAGAUGAUGCCUAGGUCAAGUUCGAAUAUGGGUCGUGCCGGGUCAAAAACUAGGUCACAGGGUCACUUAGUGCGUUUUAAACAUUGAGCAUGGUGUCCGCUCUAUAAUUGAAGUAGUUUUCAUCCUAGCUUCACCAAACUUAGUCAGAAGUUGUAUCUAGAUGAUGUCUAGGCCAAGUUCAAACAUGGGUCAUGGCAGGUCAAAAACUAGGUCACAGGGUCACUUAGUGCGUUUUAAACAUUGAGAAUUGUGUCCGCUCUCUACUUCAAGUAGUUUUCAUCAGAUCUUCACCUCACUUGGUCAGAAGUUGUAUCUAGAUAUGUAGGUCAAGUUCGAACAUUGGCCAUGCUGGGUCAAAAACUAGGUCACAGGGUCACUAUGUGCGUUUUAAACAUUGAGCAUGGUGUCUGCUGUUUUUUGUGAAGACAACAUGCAAAAUAUUUUUUGUCAAUGCGGAAUGUGGGGGUAUUAGUCACGUCUGUGACAAAGCUCUAGUUAAUGCUGAAAAUGUCAUUUCUGAUUAUCCUGUGCAGAUUGCGCAGGCUAAUCUGGGACUACACUUUACGCUCAGGCAUUAAGUCUCAUUUUUCCAGGGUGAGGCUUAAUUAUUUUAUUAAUGAAGUCUCUUUGUUGUAUUAUUUAUACCUGAGUCUUCAGGAAUUGUAUUGUAAGUGUAAUUUAUAUGUACCUUUUCAGGACUUUGAUUAACUUAAGAAUUGUCUGGCCUUAAAAAUUUAAAGUUUUGCGUAUAAUUCUGCUAAAUUUUGAGAGUAGCAUACAAGAACUGAGAAUUAUAAUGUAUGAAAUUCAAUAAAUGUUUAAUGGUAGACAAUUAAUUACUUUAAUCAGGUGCGACUCUGUUUAAAAUUGUGUUUUGAAAUUUCCUGAUUAUAUAUGGUUAAAUAGUUCAAGAUAGACAUUUCCAGUCAAUGUUGAGGAGUUGUAGAUUUUGGUGUCUGGAGUAAGUAUAUGUUCCAGUAUAUUUUAUGUUUUAAAACUCAAAGUAUGGAAAACCAUUUGUAGGCAGGUAAUGCGAUUUGAGAGGUAAUAAAGAUCAUUGAUUGUUGAGAACAAAUUCUGGUUAUCAGGAGUUUUGUUUGAAAAAUUGUAUGCCAUUUAUAAAUUUAAAUAUAUGCGUUUUGUCUAUAUUGUGUGUUGUAAAAAUUAUAUAUUUAAAAUUGAUAGAAAGGGCCUUUUUGCUUAAAUUUUGAAGAGCCGUUUAAUAAUGGAUUAAGUUAUGUGACUUUAUUGUUAACCCUUUAAUAUGUGUUCAUUGCAAAUAAAUUUAUUCACUGAAAUAAUUUGUAAUGUUUGAUAAUAAAAUUGCUUCUACAAUAUAUUUUAUUAUGCCCCCCUUCGAAGAAGAGGGGGUAUAUUGCUUUGCUCAUGUCGGUCGGUCGGUCGGUAGGUCGGUCGGUCCGUCCACCAGGUGGUUGUCGUAUGAUAAGUCAAGAACGCAUACGCCUAGGAUCAUGAAACUUCAUAGGUAGAUUGAUCAUGACUCGCAGAUGACCCCUAUUGAUUUUGAGGUCACUAGGUCAAAGGUCAAGGUAACGGUGACCCGAAAUAGUAAAAUGGUUUCCGGAUGAUAACUCAAGAACGCAUACGCCUAGGAUCAUGAAACUUCAUGGGUAGAUUGAUCAUGUCUCGCAGAUGACCCCUAUUGAUUUUGAGGUCACUAGGUCAAAGGUCAAGGUCACGGUGACCCGAAAUAGUAAAAUGGUUUCCAGAUGAUAACUCAAGAAUGCAUACGCCUAGGAUCAUGAAACUUCAUGGGUAGAUUGAUCAAGACUCGCAGAUGACCCCUAUUGAUUUUGAGGUCACUAGGUCAAAGGUCAAGGUCACGGUGACCCGAAAUAGUAAAAUGGUUUUCGGAUGAUAACUCAAGAACGCAUAUGCCUAUGAUCAUGAAACUUCAUAGGUAGAUUGAUCAUGACUCGCAGAUGACCCCUAUUGAUUUUGAGGUCACAAGGUCAAAGGUCAAGGUCACGGUGACCCGAAAUAGUAAAAUGAUUUUUGGAUGAUAACUCAAGAACGCUUUUGCCUAGGAUCAUGACACUUCAUAGGUACAUUGAUCGUGACUGGCAGAUGACCCCUAUUGAUUUUCAGGUCACUAGUUUAUUCUGUUUUCACACUGUCCAGUAAAGAGACUUACAAAUUGAAUUUUUGACACAUGUUAAUUCAUAAUGAUGUAUAAGCCUUUGUUUCUGUGCCAGUAAAUACUAUGUUUAUGGAAAUGACGUGAGAAUUCAACAUUUAAAAAACCAAUGUAAUAUGAUAUGUAAUAAUAUUAUAUGGCAACAGGACAGUUGUGAUUUGCUGGGUCAAUUCUAUUUAGCUUGACCAUCCAAGCGGUUGAUAGCUUUGACAAACUGGUGGUCUGAAACAUUGAGAAAAUGUCACGAUUCACUGACAAUAAAUCAAACAUGUAAUUCUUGCUACGCAACUUGCAUUUAAUUUUGUCAAUUCAAAUUAUACAUAAAAAUAUAAUUAAUUUUUAAUCUGCUUGUUAAUUGAAAAACAGCAACACAGUUUGUAUGUAUAAAACAAUGUUAAUACAUAAAUAGGAUCAAGCAUAUUAAAAUAUCAACUUAGAUUUAGUUUCCUUUACUGUACAGGAUUUGUAAAGUUAGGUUAAUAUUUGUGUAUUGAACAAAAAUAACAACAGUGUAAAGAAAAGUUAAUUUGGGGAUGUUCUAUCCAAACCCUGAGAGUUCAGAUUUCCUCAAAUGCCAAGUAAAGAUUGUAAAUUUCAACCCACUCGUCUGGUUAGUUUUCAGAGGCACAUAUAAUUAACUUUUAGGCUUAGUGUCUCAUUUGUACAUGCAUUACUGUAUUAACUCCGAAUCAACUAGUACAAGUGGUAGGCCAGUAUUACAUGGACUGGUGUUCACUGUUUACACAGUUUCACAACCCCAUCUGAUACUGGUCAGUAUCUUGGCAAGUGGCCAAAGUUGGGAGUGGAAUUAAUGGUCUAUUACAUAACUGACUUCUGUGUGUGGUAAACACAUGAUACUGGUCAUGUGGUCAAGUUGCACUUAUACACAUUUGCCCAAUACAAAACACUAGCCUUGGCUAUUUUUAAUCAGAUUGCAUUGCUAUCUAUGGUGGUCAUUGACUAGGGGAGUUAACUGCUAUAAAUAACAUGUUUCAUUACCAUUAAUAAAUAAAACAUAACAAAUUGUGUGCACGUUUCACAUAUUGUCAAAUAAGUCAAAAUGUGUGAAAGGAAUCCAAAAAAUCAAAGACUCAAUCAUAUAAUGGAUAUAAUUGAUUAGUAUAGGUCCUGAUUGGUUUUUGCACUAUUAAUUGGAUACAUUUCACAGGUCAUUGACAUACAGUGACACAAAAACAUAUUCACACAAUGGCUGUCACUACAACGGAGAGCCCAUAUGGGGGGCAUGCAUGUUUUACAAACAGCCCUUGUUUUGGUCUGCAGUUAACAGACUUAAUUUGCAGUUUAAGUUUUUAGCAACCAGGCCGCAAUGAUUUGUCUAUAAGUUACCAUACAUUGUAUGUUGUGCAUGAUAUUUAUUUCUUUGUCAUUUAAAAACAUGUUUUAUUUAAAAAAGAUUGCCAAUAAAGUUAAUCAAAA